Nasonia vitripennis (jewel wasp) is the source of this 2174-nucleotide messenger RNA. RefSeq names its product sex combs reduced (gene Scr). Lineage: Eukaryota; Metazoa; Arthropoda; Insecta; Hymenoptera; Pteromalidae. Gene Ontology annotation, molecular function: RNA polymerase II cis-regulatory region sequence-specific DNA binding; DNA-binding transcription factor activity, RNA polymerase II-specific. Gene Ontology annotation, biological process: regulation of transcription by RNA polymerase II; anterior/posterior pattern specification. Gene Ontology annotation, cellular component: nucleus. The transcript has 2 exons. The record is from RefSeq and is marked provisional. Bases 1 to 1173 code for a protein of 390 amino acids.
AUGAGUUCCUACCAGUUCGUCAACUCGCUCGCGUCCUGCUACGCGAACGCCCAGGCCCAGCAGCAGCAGCAGCAACAGCAGGGCCCUCGGGGCACCGCUGCCUCACCGGGUGAGCCCCUGCAGGCCGCCUCGCCCGCGGCCGGCGCCGACUACUACAAUCCGAACACGGCGAGCACGGGCUACCCGACGCCCUGCUACUCACCCCAGCAGCACUACCCGCAGCACCCGUACGCGACCCCGGCCGCGACCAUGCAGCACCCCGCGCCCACCGGCAUGAUCGACUACACGCAGCUCCAGCCCCAGCCCCGGCUCAGCGCCACGGCGACCUCGCAGCACAACCUCCACGCUGCCCAGCAGAACCAGCACCACCAGCAGCACCUCCAGCAGCAGCAGCAGCAGCUGCACCCGGAUCCCACGAGUCCGCUGCUGCAGGCCGCUGCGGUGGCGGCAGCGGCAGCGGCGGCCGGAGCCUCGACCUCCAGCUGCAAGUACGCCGAGUCGGUGGCCUCGACGAACGUCGCCUCGCCCCAGGACCUCACCACCUCGACGAACGCGAGAAACAGCCCGGCACCGGGUCUCGGGCCCGGGACCAGCAAGGCCGGUGUCAGCGGACAGCUCACCUCGCCGGCAGGAGGCUCGUCGAGGUCCGCGGCUGCCGCGGCCGCCUCGGCCUCGUCGCCGCCCAGUGGAAGUGGCCGCGGGGGCGAGGGUAGCUCCACGCUGACGACGGCCUCGUCCGCCUCGUCGCCGGCAUCCUCGACGUCCAGCACCAGCAGCACCGGCAACAACUCCUCGAACAAGGGCAACGGCUCCGGGGGUAACCCGCCGCAGAUCUAUCCCUGGAUGAAGAGGGUUCACAUUGGGCAGAGCACGGUGAACGCGAACGGCGAAACGAAGCGCCAGAGGACCUCGUACACCAGGUACCAGACGCUCGAGCUCGAGAAGGAGUUCCACUUCAACCGCUACCUGACCAGGCGGCGUCGAAUCGAGAUCGCGCACGCUCUCUGCCUGACCGAGCGCCAGAUAAAGAUCUGGUUCCAGAACAGGCGCAUGAAGUGGAAGAAGGAGCACAAGAUGGCCAGCAUGAACAUCGUGCCGUACCACAUGUCGCCCUACGGGCAUCCCUACCAGUUCGCCCCGCACCCGGGACAGUUUGCCCAUUUGGCCACAUAGGACGAGUUCUCGCCCGCCGACCUCGGAGCUCACGCUGUCCGGUUUCCCGGCAUGUACGGCGAGCAGAAUUUCUAAGCGGAAACUUUUGUUCUUCUUCUCGAACAAUCUCAUGGCUACGCUCUCUUCUCUUCUCUUCUCUUCUCUUCUCUUGCCUCCUCGCGAUCGACUCGGCCUCUUCGACUUUGGCCGUUUUUAAAAUCAUUGCAGCAAUGAGUACACUCGUACACGCACGAGCCAAAGUCGAAAAGGAGGAGACGCGUAGCGCAACGCCCCUCGGCUAAAAAGAGCGAUCGAGAAGCACAUCCGCGCUCCGGUUUUGCGAAUCGCAUCGCCGAGAGUAAGAGAGAGAGAGAGAGAGAGAGAGAGAGAACGAAGCCAAAGUUUCUGCCUGCCGUACAGCGCCACACGAGUGGAAAGUGAAAGAAAAAACACGAUCCACACACUCACACACCGAUAGACUGGACGCGCUCCGAGGGACUCUCGCUCUCGCGCCGCACACUGCCGCUGCCGCUCGUCCACGUAAAUUAUAUAUACGCGCGCGAAUCGCGAAACGCAAACUGAAAUAAAAGUAAUAAGGGCGAAUCGCGGCCGAGCGUGUCGAGCGCAUCGAGAAUCCGACUCAGCGGGCGAGGAUAACCGAAACUCUAGUGAUUAAGCGUAUUAGGGAAGUUUAUUAGAUUAUGCAUUAUAUUAUAAAUAAAGGCAAAGGAGUACGCGGAUUUCUUCUCGGCACACUGUAUUCUGUACUUUUAGCGAGCUCUCAUAUGUCUCGAUCCUCCGAGAGGAUUUUUAACGAUAUUCGUAUAGAAAUUAUAUUGUGGUCUCGUAUAUAUUAUCUCAUAUUGUGUUAUACGUUUUCUCCGUUUCUAUCUGAUGACAUUUUUCGCGGAAUGUGAGAAUCCCUCUUUGAAAAACGCAAUAAGUAAAUCAUAGGUCAGCCCCUUAACGCUCGACUCGAGACCCGCAAGUAUUUUCCAUGUUUGUAAAAAAGAAAAAGAAAA